Molecule: messenger RNA, 2436 nt
Organism: Oryzias melastigma (Indian medaka)
Lineage: Eukaryota; Metazoa; Chordata; Actinopteri; Beloniformes; Adrianichthyidae
Product: zinc finger protein 628
Exons: 2
Coding region: 70-1113 (347 amino acids)
Biological process (GO): regulation of transcription by RNA polymerase II
Molecular function (GO): RNA polymerase II cis-regulatory region sequence-specific DNA binding; DNA-binding transcription factor activity, RNA polymerase II-specific
Source: RefSeq, a predicted model, not a curated record
GGUGGCGAGACAGUCGCGCGCUUCCUGUAUGCUGGGUGCGAUUUCCGGUGUGGCCGCAGCAGCAUCAAGAUGACCAAGCUGCAGCUGCUGAACGCCUACCUGACGGAGCGGCUGGCGGCGCUGGUGAAGGAGGUGCUGGACGUGGUGGAGGACACGGUGGCGGAGUACCGCGAGGAGACGGCGCGCACGCGGCGCGAGAACGAGAGUCUGCGGCGGCAGCUGCGGGACAUCCUGCUGCUGGAGGCCGAGACCGAGUGGCUGAGAUCCACCAGGUCCAGUUUGGGUUUUGCGUCUCCUGAGCAGCCCGGUGAGCCGGACCACAGGCCCCGCCCAGAAGAGCCUGACUCCACCCUCCACCAGCCCCGACCGCCCCCCGCCGACAAAGCUGCGCAGGAGCAGCAGCUGCAGAGGGAGGUGGCGCCGGCCGCUCCCCCCGCGGAGCAGGAGGUGCUGGACAGGACCUCACCUGUGCCCCCCCACCCCUCCCUAUGUCCUCCCCCCGCCUGUGACGCUGCGGCGCUGAGGGAGGAGCCGCGGGGAGCGCCGCCGGCUCGAGUGAAAACAGAACCUCACGAGGAGAACGUUCUCUCAGAGGAGGGGGAUCCGCCGGCGGAGGAGGAGCCCGGCUUCAGCGGGGCGGAGCCAGCCCGGCCGCCGCCCCUCGACGUGGGGUUCAUCCCCGAGCUGGUGCACCGCUGCCCCCGCUGCGGCGACGCCUUCGCGCAGGCGGCCGGCCUGCGGCUCCACCUGGAGCAGAAGAGGAAGUCCUACGCCUGCGACUGGUGCUGCAAGUCGUUCGCGCAGUCGGCCGAUCUGCGGCGCCACCUGCGCACGCACACGGGCGAGCGGCCGCACCGCUGCACCUUCUGCUCCAAGAGCUUCAGCCAGAGGGGGAACCUGCGGCGCCACCUGCGCAUCCACACCGGCGAGCGGCCGUACAGCUGCCCGUUCUGCUGCCGCACCUUCAGCGACGGCGACACCAUGAAGAAGCACAAGCGCACGCACGCGGGGGAGCGCACGCACCGCUGCGCACAGUGCGCACGCACCUUCGCCAGUGCCGGCGGCCUGCAGCUGCACUUCAAGAAGGACUCCUGCUUCGUGGCCAACGCCUGACCCGGGGGUCCGGUUCUGGUCCGGUUCCCUCAAACCCGACAGUCUGAGCCGACAGCUCGCCGUGACCCCCACGUCAGGAUCAGGAGCUUGAUCAACCGAUCGGCGUUCUGAUCCGAGUCCACAGACUGGAGGAAGCGCUUACGGUCCAGAACCGUCUCCAUGGCGCCCCUGCUGGAGGUCAGCCCAACUGCAGCCCAACUCUGAGGCGGUCCGCUCCAGCAGAACCGCCUGAACAGAACUGUUCUGCAGAGGAGAACCCAAAGCUGAACAAUUUCAGAGGGAGAUUCGCGGAGGUUCUGGUUCUGAAGAAAGUUAGAAACUUUGAUCUCGGUGUUUGGUUCCUUCAGAGUUCUGCUGGUUCUGAUCAGAUCCUCUGCAUUAAACUGAAACAUGACUCAGGUUUACGGUCCAGAUUGUUUUUGUUUUAUGCAAAAGCCUCAAGGUUCUGGUCGCUCUGCCGGAGGUUUUUGGUGGACAAAACCAAACCUGUCUGGUGUUCUGGAGGAUCCUGAUUGGCUGCUGUGGUCAUGUGACGCGUUCUCAGACGGUUCCUGCUUCAAACGACCUGCAGAUGAAGACAGAGAACACCUGAUCUCCAGGUGCUCCUUGUUCUCCUGCUGAGUGUUCAGGUCGACCUUCACGCUGCUGAAGAUCCGAGCAGCUUCUGUUCUGUGUCUGAUUUGUCCUAAACAUCAUCAGAACCAUCAGUCUGGGCUCUUCUGGAUCGGGUUCUGGUGAAUCUGUUUCUGUUUUGUUUCUCUGAAACAGAACUUUGACCGGGAGAAUAAAAUCAUUUCUAAACUAAAACCACAAGAAUUCAGAACCUCGGCGCGUCACAGGCUGAAGUUCUGUAAAGGGUCCAGCAGGGGUCCGCUCCGGUUCCUCUGCAGAACCUCUCAGGCUCCAGUAGGGGGCGCCGUGAACACACCUCCAGAUCUGUUGAUUGGGCUUCAGCCCUGGUUCUGGUCGCUCGGCUGGAGGUUCUUCUGCGGUGGGUAGAGAUGCAGGUCCAAAGGAACCAGAGAGUCUGAAAGUCCAAAUGUGGUCUGUGAAGCAGUACCAGCUGGAGCUGAAGAUCUGCAGAGAGUUGGGUCCAGAACCAGCAGAUCCACAUUCAUGUCCAGAGAGAGGAUCCUCUGAUGACGGUUUCUUCAAGACUCCAGUUCUCUUCAGGUUCUGUAGUCGCUGGUCUACAGACGACCACAGAACCUCCAGAGGAACCACCCACCCGCAGAUCUGUGGAUCAGGUCUGUGAUUCAGAUCCGAUCCACAGAUCGGAAUCUUCUGAUGUUCUGCAUCUUCAAUAAAGGAAAACCAGCAUCA